AUGUCGAUUUCAAUUGAAGCUUUGGCAAUGGCGGGUGUAGGCUACGAAGAGUGGGGUAUGGAUUUCGAGGAAUGGGAGCGUAUGGAGAUGGACCCACCUCCUCCCCAUUUACAUGCUGAUGAAUACGAAGAUGAACAUGAUGAAGAACUCUCUAUGAUGGCAACAGACACUACAGAAGAGUUGUGUGAAUCUACAGAAUCCAAAAACCAACUGACGGAUGUUUUUGAUGAUCAUUUUAUCAUGCAAUCACCAAAAACUUAUACAAAGAUUAUGCACCUCAGUCAUGGCAUCAAGCGAUUAAAGAUGUUGGUGGUCGCGAUGAUGGUGAUUAGAUUUCUAAGGAGGCAACAAAUUCUUUGA
Molecule: messenger RNA, 360 nt
Organism: Helianthus annuus (common sunflower)
Lineage: Eukaryota; Viridiplantae; Streptophyta; Magnoliopsida; Asterales; Asteraceae
Exons: 1
Coding region: 1-360 (119 amino acids)
Source: RefSeq, a predicted model, not a curated record